This is a messenger RNA of Aspergillus pseudoviridinutans, 1188 nucleotides long. RefSeq names its product Zn(II)2Cys6 transcription factor domain-containing protein. Gene Ontology annotation, molecular function: zinc ion binding; DNA-binding transcription factor activity, RNA polymerase II-specific. The coding region runs from base 1 to 1188 and encodes 395 amino acids. The record is from RefSeq and is a predicted model, not a curated record. Gene Ontology annotation, biological process: regulation of transcription by RNA polymerase II. The transcript is spliced from 3 exons. Lineage: Eukaryota; Fungi; Ascomycota; Eurotiomycetes; Eurotiales; Aspergillaceae.
AUGGCCUCGACUCGUCCAAGAGACGUCCGGGAACGCAGAACGCUCCGGAGGUCGAGAUUUGGCUGCCGAAAUUGCAAGCUCAGAAAACUCAAGUGCGACGAAAGCAAACCACAAUGCAAGAGAUGUAGUUCAUUCGGAGUAUUAUGCAACUUCAUGUCUAAUGUUCCCGACCUACAGCCCAUCGCCGCUGACACAGGGAGGCCUUUGGUGGUUCGAGGAAAAGCAGAGCUUCAACCCCCUGUCGCCAGUGCUGUCUGGACGUCAGAUGAAUCCACAUUCUAUCAGUUGAAUGCAAAGUGUCAAGAUUUUAUCACCCGAUACCUUGGACGCAGUCUCAUUACCCCAGAUGACCCUAAUAUGAUACACGUUAAUCGCAGGCUCCUGCGACUAGCCUUUGCUUACCCUUUUUUAAUGCACGCCUCUCUAGCUGUGGCAUAUACAUAUGACCGCCAUCUGAAUAGCUCAUUAGGCUGUCGUCGCAGUCUAGAAGAGUGUUAUCACUGGUCACGAAGCACAGCUCUUCUCAACAGACGGUUAAGGGAACCGAUUGAAGCGAAAGAUAAGGACCCAAUCUGGGCCACUGCGGCUGCUGUGGCUAUCUUGACCUUCUCGUCCCCUGAUGCAUCCACGCCGGAAGAAUCGUGGCCGUUAAAGUCCUCUGACUACUCCGAUUUGGACUGGUUACGUAUGAGUAAGGGUAAAAUGGCACUGUGGCACAUAGUGAACCCGCUACGACCGGACAGUCUUUUCAGCGUCAUGGCGGCGACGUUUGCUAUUAUGCAUUCACCCUUGCCAGAGAGUGGCAUAGAUGGUAUACCGACGGCCUUGGCUGCCCUGUGUCUCCUGAGCGACUCAUCUACGGCGGGAAACAAUCCGUAUUUCCAUGCCGCCCACGGAGUAUCCCAGAUCCUGGACCUCCCGGAUAGCGAGGUCACAACAGGUCAAACUCAACUCUUCACGCGCAGUAUCCAUGGCCCUUUCGAAGACUUGCUCCGGAAUAGGGAUCCUGUAGCGCUUCUGCUGCUGUAUCUAUGGUACCGCAAAGCAGGUCGCAGUAUAUGGUGGAUUGAACUUAGAGCUCGAGUGGAAUGUCCUUCGAUUUGCUCGUACCUACGGCUAUAUCACAAUGAGAAUGCUGCGGUACAGGCAUUCCUUCCAGGAGGUGCUCUCGCUGAUAGAUGGAACUAG